This is a messenger RNA of Momordica charantia (bitter melon), 2020 nucleotides long. Its product is annotated as WRKY transcription factor 72A-like. Gene Ontology annotation, molecular function: DNA-binding transcription factor activity; sequence-specific DNA binding. The record is from RefSeq and is a predicted model, not a curated record. Gene Ontology annotation, biological process: regulation of DNA-templated transcription. Lineage: Eukaryota; Viridiplantae; Streptophyta; Magnoliopsida; Cucurbitales; Cucurbitaceae.
UCUCUUGCUCUAUUAUAACUAAAUAGACAACUUAUCAGAACCAGAAAAUUGGAACCCAGAGAGAGAAGAAGAAGAAGAAGAAGAAGAAGAAAAGAGGUUUUUAUUUUAUUUUCAUGGAGGCUGCAGCUUUGCCCAAGGAAGAGGAUAGAGUCCAAUCCAGUGGAGGAGAUGAAGAAGAAGCUGCCACCAAAAAAGAUGUUCUUCACAAGGUCCCAUUUAUGGCGGACUUGGAAAAGCCCUCGGUUGCAUCAGCUUCUUCAAGUUGGAAGCAAGAGGAAGAAAGAAUAAAAAUGGCGAAAGCAGAAAUGAGGGAAGUGAAGGAAGAAAACGAGAGGCUAAAGAAGUGUUUGGAUGAGAUAGUGAAGGAUUACGAGAGGCUGAAAAGGCAGUUCCAGGAGAUUAAUCAGAAUCAGAAUCAGAGAUCAGAAGGCAAACAAACCAGUGCAAGUACCAUCAUCCAUGAUCAUGAGGUUGAAGAAGUUGACGACAUGGUUUCAUUGACAUUGGGAAGAUUCUCGUCAACAUCAACCCAUCACAACAACAACAACAUAAUAUCCUCACAGAGAUCAUCAAACUUGUUAUUGGAUCACAAAAGGGUUUCAUUGACUGGUAGCUCCGAAAGAAAUCAAACCCCAUCAAAUGAUCUCGUCGUUCAAACUCCGCCCGACAGCGAGCCUAAAGAGGAAGACGCUGGACAGACUUGGCCCCCGAGUAAAGCCUUGAAGACCACUUUGCCACCGCCGCCAGCAGAAGACGAAGUUUCUCAACAGAAUCCUCCCAAGAAAGCUAGGGUUUGUGUCAGAGCUCGAUGCGAUACUCCAACGCUGAACGAUGGUUGUCAAUGGAGGAAAUAUGGACAGAAAAUUGCAAAAGGAAAUCCUUGCCCCAGAGCUUAUUAUCGUUGCACUGGUGCACCCACAUGUCCUGUUAGGAAACAAGUACAAAGGAGUAUUGAUGAUAUUUCUAUAUUAAUCACCACCUAUGAAGGGACUCACAACCACCCUCUACCUGUUUCAGCCAUGGCCAUGGCUUCCACCACCUCUGCGGCGGCCUCGAUGCUCCUCUCGGGCCCUUCCUCCUCGUCCACCUCCCGGCCCGGCAUCGGCCUUAACCCGCCGUCGGUUGCCAAUCACUUGUAUCUCUCUAACAACUCAAUUAACAAUCCAAAGCAAUUGUACUUCCCAAACUCUUCACUCCUCUCUUCUAAUUCUCUCAACCAUCCCACAAUCACCUUAGACCUCACUUCAUCUUCAACUUCAACUUCUUCAUCUCCUUUCCAUAAGAUCCCUUCGACUUAUCCCCCAAAAUAUCCCUUCACCAGCCUUGAUUUUGGCUCUUCCCAAUCCAACUUAAUGUCUUGGAACAAUGGUGGCCUAAUUGUCAAUAACAAUCAACCUUAUAAUCUAACCAAGAAUAAUAGUGCAAUAGGAAUGUCAUCAUCAGACCUUACCAAACAACUGCCUCUCUCUAGUAACAUCUACCAAGCCUGCCUUCAGCACAUGAACAAAACUUCAACUCCGGCACCACCACCGGAGACGAUAGCAGCAGCAACGAAGGUAAUUACGUCGGACCCGAACUUCCAGUCCGCGUUGGUGGCUGCCAUCAGCUCGAUCAUCGGCGGGGAAAACGGCGGGGAGAUGAGUAGCUAUGUGUGUGCAUCAUCAGCAAGUUUGUUGAGCAAAACGCCUUCAGGGACAAGUUCUCAACAGGGAAGUAUGGGGUUUCAGCCACCAGCUGCUGUUUCCAAUUCCAAGACUCCUUCUUCAUCUCCGGGAGACAGUAGAGACAAUAAUACCAAGUGAACAUCCUAUCAUCAAACAGUUAAUCAUUGAGCACUUCUUUUGUAAAUACCUCAUCAACAAUUAAGUUUUCUCCCAGCUUCUAUUCUUUUUAUUUUCGUUUUUUUUCCUUUUCCAAGAUUGAAGAACAACUUUUUUUUUUCAGCCAUUGGUCUCAACAAGAGAUGUUCAUACAUAUAGACAAUUUUUGGUAUGGGGAAUUCAUCCAUUGAUUUUCAUCA